Molecule: messenger RNA, 1885 nt
Organism: Closterium sp. NIES-67
Lineage: Eukaryota; Viridiplantae; Streptophyta; Zygnematophyceae; Desmidiales; Closteriaceae
Source: the annotation of a GenBank genome assembly
UAUGCCAUGCAGAAGGGGAGGAACGGAUGGGGGACAGAAAAGAGGGAGGAACAGAGGGGGGACAGCAAAGGGGGAGGAACGGAGGGGGGACAGCAAAGGGGGAGGAACGGAGGGGGGACAGCAAAGGGGGAGGAACGGAGGGGGACAGCAAAGGGGAGGAACGGAGGGGGGACAGCAAAGGGGGAGGAACGGAGGAGGGACAGCAAAGGGGGAGGAACGGAGGGGGGACAGCAAAGGGGGAAGAACGGAAGGGGGACAGCAAAGGGGGAGGAACGCAAGGGGGACAGCAAAGGGGGAGGAACGGAGGCGGGACAGCAAAGGGGGAGGAACGGAGGGGGGACAGCAAAGGGGGAGGAACGGAGGGGGGACAGCAAAGGGGGAGGAACGGAGGGGGGCCAGCAAAGGGGGAGGAACGGAGGGGGGACAGCAAAGGGGGAGGAACGGAGGGGGGGAAGCAAAGGGGGAGGAACGGAGGGGGGACAGCAAAGGAGGAGGAACGGGGGGGGACAGCAAAGGGGGAGGAACGGAGGGGGGAUGACUAAGGGGGAGGGGUGGAGGGGGGACGACAAAAGGGGGAGGGACAGAGGGGGGGUGAGAAAAGGGGGGGAACGGAGGGGGGACGACAAAGCGAGGAGGAACGGAGGGGGGACGGCAAAGGGGGAGGGUCGGAGGGGGGACGACAAAGGGGGAGCGGCGGAGGGGGGACGACUAGGGGGGGGAAUGGAGGGGGGACGGCCAAGGAGGAGGAACGGAGGGGGGACGGCCAAGGGGGGGAACGGAAGGGGGACGACAAAGGGGGAGGAACGGAGGGGGGACAGCAAAGCGGGAGGAACGGAGGAGGGACAGCAAAGGGGGAGGAACAGAGGGGGGACAGCAAAGGGGGAGGAACGGAGGGGGGACAGCAAAGGGGGAGGAACGGAGGGGGGACAGCAAAGGGGGAGGAACGGAGGGGGGACAGCUAAGGGGGAGGAACGGAGGGGGGACAGCAAAGGGAGAGGAACGGAGGGGGGACAGCAAAGGGGGAGGAACGGAGGAGGGACAGCAAAGGGGGAGGAACGGAGGGGGGACAGCAAAGGGGGAAGAACGGAAGGGGGACAGCAAAGGGGGAGGAACGGAGGGGGGACAGCAAAGGGGGAGGAACGGAGGGGGGACAGCAAAGGGGGAGGAACGGAGGGAGGACAGCAAACGGGGAGGGACGGAGGGGGGAUGACUAAGGGGGAGGGGCGGAGAGGGGACGACAAAUGGGGGAGGGACGGAGGGGGGAUGAGAAAAGGGGGGAAACGGAGGGAGGACGACAAUGCGAGGAGGAACGGAGGGGGGACGGCAAAGGGGGGGGAACGGAAGGGGGACGGCAAAGGGGGAGGGUCGGUGGGGGGACGACAAAGUUGGAGCGGCGGAUGGGGGACGACGAAGGGGGGGAACGGAGGGGGGACGGCCAAGGAGGAGGAACGGAGGGGGGACGGCCAAGGGGGAGGAACGGAGGGGGGACGACAAACGGGGACGGAGGGAGGGGGGACGACUGAGGGGGAGGGGCGGAGGGGGGACGACAAAAGGGGGAGGGGCGGAGAGGGGACGACAAAGGGGGAGGAAAGGAGGGGGGACGGCCAAGGGGGGGGACGGAGUGGGGACGACAAAGGGGGAGGAACGGAGGGGGGAGGGCCAAGGGGGAGGAACGGAGGGGGGACGGCCAAGGGGGAGGAACGGAGGGAGGACGACAAAGGGGAGGGAACGGAAGGGGGACGACAAAGGGGAAGGGGCCGAGGGGGGAAGAGAAAGGGGGGGGGGAACGGAGGGGGGACGGCAAAGGGGGAGGAACGGAGGGGGACGACGAAUCCUCGCCAGCGCCAGCGCCAGUGCUAGUGCCUAUUCGCCAGUGCCAGUACCA